This is a messenger RNA of Oreochromis niloticus (Nile tilapia), 1546 nucleotides long. Its product is annotated as collagen alpha-4(VI) chain. The transcript has 5 exons. Bases 724 to 1425 code for a protein of 233 amino acids. The record is from RefSeq and is a predicted model, not a curated record. Lineage: Eukaryota; Metazoa; Chordata; Actinopteri; Cichliformes; Cichlidae. Gene Ontology annotation, molecular function: serine-type endopeptidase inhibitor activity.
GCUGUGUGUUUCCUCGUGUGCCUCUCUGUAACUUGUAGUUCAUAUUUUUCCCAGUGUAGCUUAGUUUUGAAUGACUUUACCCUGCCAGCAAAUAAAGCUGAGUUCUUUGUGUUUAAACCUCGUGCCUGAGUAACUGCCACACAGCGCUUCCUGACAUUUGCAGUAAGCUGCGCAGCAAAACGGGGUUCCUGCUGCGAUGAGGCAUUGCUUUCCAUGCUUUCAGGUGAAAGCCUGGGUGGUAAACACAGUGGGUUGUGGGGAUUAAUCCAGCUCCAACAAGUCUCAGGCGGAUCUUACCGCUAGCAGCCCAGGAGUAAAGCCCCCGAAGAUCUGCCUCUUUCCGAAGAUGACGGAGCAGGACAAGAAAGCCGGCUCUCUUCCCCUGCUUCCUCCGACGAGGCCUCUGAAGCAAAAAUGAGCUGACCGGCAAGAGUGGAGUGGCUGCUGUUGUCUCUGCAGACCCCUGCAGGCGUGCAGAGGAGUGCGCCUUCAUCCAGGAACCAGUGGUGCCUCAGCAGGUGGAUGUGGACCUGGUCAUGGUGCUGGACAGUUUCGGGGAGAUCCAGGCCGAUGAAUACACCGGUGCUCAGCAGCUGCUGAGCUCUGUGGUGGAGCAGCUGGCCGUGAGUCCACAGCCCCGCCGCCAGGCCCGAGUAGCUCUGGUCCAACAGAGCACCAAGGUGGAGUUCGGCCUGCAGACCUACCAGAACUGUGAAGACGUACAUGAUGCAGAACAUGCAGCAGCAGGGCGGCUCUUUGGCGCUGGGACAGAUGCUGGACUACACCCUGAGGGAGGUGCUGCUGAAGGCCGGCCAGCCGCGCAGCAAGAGGGCCGUCCUGACUGUGGUGGGCACCAAGACGGCCUACAGGGACCAGGCCAAGCUGCGCUACAUCUCCCAGAAGGCCAAGUGUGAGGGGGUGGCGCUGUUUGUGGUGGCGGUGGGUGAUCGUUAUAAACGCAGGGAGGUGGAGGAGCUGGCCAGCGUGCCGACACAGCAGCACCUGAUCAGAUUCAACAGGCUGAAGGCCGACGAGCAGGGCUACGCCCAACGCUUCAUCCGAGUCUUCCUCUCCGCCCUCAACAAGGGACUCAACGCUUAUCCUCCACCCCCAUUUAAACUGACCUGCAGCCAGCUGUCAGAGCCAGACGACACUCUGGACACAAACAGUCAAAGUGAGGCAGAGCUGGAGUUUCAGGAGCAAACGACGAGCAUCAACAGCACUGUGAACACAGGAGACGACUCACAGUCAGACGCGUGUCUCCUGAGCGAGGACGUCGGCCACUGUCAGGAUUACACCGUGUGGUGGUUCUUUGACCACAAACAGGGCGCCUGCUCUCGUUUCUGGUACGGUGGCUGCGGCGGCAACAAAAACCGCUUUGAGACGCAGGAUGAGUGCGAGAGCGUUUGCCUGACACCGCAGUGAUGAGGAGGUGGAGCUAGGCCGGCGUCCUCCAUCAAACACGAGCAACGUGAAGAGCCGGCGACCUGGGAGCAGAAACACACCCAGGAUCGUUUAAACUGUUCGAGGACUGAAAACCAUCACG